Messenger RNA from Closterium sp. Yama58-4, 624 nucleotides. The record is from the annotation of a GenBank genome assembly. NCBI's taxonomy places the organism in Eukaryota, Viridiplantae, Streptophyta, Zygnematophyceae, Desmidiales, Closteriaceae.
AUGGCUGAAACGGCAGAGCGUGGCGGAGAUCCAUGGCGAAACGGCCAGGACUCCCUCAAUUCGCCGAACGUCGUCUUUACCGUCGCGAUCGCCCAAGUCGUCGUGCGACGAGUGCUCGCAGGUCUGGAUGGAGCGGCGAGGGAGGAGGAGCUGGUGUUUGACGCCGUGCAUGCUGCUCUGGUGGCGCAUGGCCCAGGCCAGCUGCAGCGGCUGGAGCUGCGUGCGGUAGCGGACGGGCGGGUGCUGCUGCAUGCUGCAAUCGCCACUUCCUUCUGGUGCCAACCACAGACGGAUAUGCGAGUGCACAUGGUCACACCGGAUGGCACUCGUUGGAUUCUCAUGUUCGCAAGUCCCACAGAGUCUUGGGCCUUUCUUCUCGCCAUCGGCUUUGCUCGCGCCCUCGCCACCUCCCUCUCGGCGCACCUUGCCUCGGCGGCAGCACAGACCUACCCUCCGCACGCCUACGUACCCGUCCCGCCCACGCUGCAAGUAAGUACUGGAUGUGCUCGUCAUGCACUUUGCUCGUGCGCUCGUCACAUCCCUCUCCGCACACCUUGCAUCUGCGGCGGCACAGACCGGGGUUUAGGGUUUAGGCAGCACAAACGCCUACGUGCCCGUCCCUAG